GAAGCAUCGCUAUUUAAAAGGGAUAGGCUCCGAGGGAUGUAGUGGCACAUUGGAUGUAGGAAAAGCGGGCGUAUCUUUCCCGGCUGCAGAAGGUAGAGGUUAAACAAAAACUGUGGGAACGGGUCAGAGGAAAGAGGGGGCGGGAGGAAUGGGAAAGGGUACAGUAGAAAGGCAGGCAGGGUGUUUUCUUAACUUAAAGGAAGCGUUAAAUCAAAAGUCAAUAGCUUAUUGUGAGUUAUUAAAACGAUUGCCCACACCGCCGAGAACUGGAAAACCGAAAGUUAUCUAAUUAUAUAAGACAUAAACAAGAGAAGGAGACCUCGAUGUCGGGAAUAGGACACGGUCUGGAAUAGGAGAAGAGAUACUUUGUAUUCAACGUGUCGUACGCGCGUUCCAGGCAGCUCGUUCAUGGCAAGAAAUCUGAGCGCACUCGUUCUACAGUCAGAGGUGAAGGAUGGAGGGAGAUACAGAGACAGCAGAGGAGAAGGAGGGUGAUGACACAGAACUGUCUGGUGAGGAAGGGGUAGGGCAACUUCACCAGAGCGGAGGGUCCUCGGAUGAAGACCAGGACCUACCCAUCAUGCAGUGGGAGGACCUGAGCCUGCGUAUCGCCGAGCUAGAGAAACAGGAGGAGGAGAGGAGGGAGAGGGCAAAGAGUACGAGUGGGUCGGAACAGGGGAGUGUGUCAGGGGGCUGGGCGGAGGAGAGGCAGGGGGGGCUUCGGAGGAGAGAGGAAUGGGAGGAGGAGGACUAUGGAAGGUGUCGAGUUACUGUUUUCUCAUCUAGAUUCCACAAUCACAGAAAUCUACAGUUAUGCUACACCAACAACAGCAGUGAGAGUGAGGAUGAUGAUACGGAGGAGGGGGCUGGCAAAGAGGGUUCUAAAGAGGCUGGUAGCCAUGGUUACCAUCCCUCUGGCCUGAAGCUGGAGGUGAGGGCCGCACUGAGUGAGCUUAAAAACAAGCUGCUCGCUGAACAGAAAGAGAAGGAGCACCUCGCCUGUGUGAUCACUAAGAGGAAGCAUCUGGAAUGCUGUGACCUGCAGAUCUGCUCAAUACAACAGCUCAGUUCCCUCAGGACCUCACUCAACCAUGACAUACACGACCUGAGCUCUGAGUUGGUGGGUCACCUGUUGAUAAGGGACCAGCUGAGGACCAAACAGGAUGCCAUGCUCCUGGAUGUACAGGAUCUGACAUAAUGUUGACCCACAGGUGCACAGGAUGUGACAUCACCACUGCCAUGGACAGGGUACCAGGACAGGAAGUCAUUGUGACCAAUAGUGGAUAAAGUGAUUUUGGCCCAGACAUGCCACUAUGAGACUGUCAGAAGUAUUGCCAUUGUUGCCUACUCAACAUGAUUUUUCGUAAAGGAGAAAUGUUGAUUAUGAGCAACAUCUUGGACCGGUGUCAUAAUACAAUCCAUAUUUGUCAGACAGGGUAUGGAUAACUUUCUCUUCGUCAUCCCCACCUGAUCUUGACCAGCGUAAUAUUCAUCAUCAUAAGUGGAGAGAGUACUGUAUUAGGACCUGUUUUGACUUACGCAUGCACUUAACCAAAAAUAUUUAAUAUCAAAAAGAGGGUUUUAAGCCAUUUGUGAUGUUGUUUGAAACAUCUCUAGUAACAUCUGACUCAUAGUCUUUUGCCUGUGGUAAGAAAGUCCUAUUUAUCUUGGGGGUGUCAGAUGGAGAACCUUCACAGCCAUAUUGUAACCCAACAUUCAAUGAGUUAUAUCAUUUACAUAUAUGAGGGAUACCGCUUUGCAUAAGUUUUAUUGUGUAAGCAUUGCAAUAUCCUUGAUUUAGUAAUUUAAGGGAAUUGUCCACUUGUAGCCUGUAUAAAACAAGCUAAGGAGUUACAUAUUCAGGCUAAAGCGAACUGUCCUGUAACAAUUUGGUAGAGAAGUUUCUUUGUUGCUAAUUAUCCUCUAUUAUGUAUAAUAUAGGCCUCAUGUAGUUGUUGAUGCAAGGGAAUUGUCCGCAUAGUGCCAAUAAGCCUGUGGGUAUUGUCAUUAUGUAUUUUAUGAUAUACCAGGUUUGCAACCAUAACUAUAACUACCACCAGCAAAGGAAACUACAAAGCUGCAAUUGGUCGAUUGACUCCAUGCCAGCAUAGCCUGAAAAUAUUUUGUGUUUCUCAGAUUGUUCUGGCAAUUCUCACAUAGAAACUUCAUUGGGAUGAAGGAUGUUUGAUGUGCUUUUUACAUUUGUAACACAAAUCAUAUUUUUAAAAUGUAUCAUGAUGGAAGUGGCAAUUUUGGGCCCUUUUUAAUCCUAUGCAUGACAACACCUUGGUGUCAUUAUAGCCCUGAUAGCUCUAAAAUAUGGACUGUCAUUACAUUCUGAAAUACAAUUUUACACAUUAAUUUAUUCAAGAUUAAAACUAUUACAAUUA
This is a messenger RNA of Oncorhynchus masou masou (cherry salmon), 2390 nucleotides long. Its product is annotated as schwannomin-interacting protein 1-like. The coding region runs from base 455 to 1198 and encodes 247 amino acids. The transcript is spliced from 8 exons. Lineage: Eukaryota; Metazoa; Chordata; Actinopteri; Salmoniformes; Salmonidae. Gene Ontology annotation, biological process: positive regulation of hippo signaling. The record is from RefSeq and is a predicted model, not a curated record. Gene Ontology annotation, cellular component: plasma membrane; cell junction.